UAAGAACAGCUCAAGAGCUCUGUUUGUUCACACAAUACAUUGUUCUAGCACAUUUAGUUGUUAGAUCUAGAGAAAUAUUAAGUCUUCUCUUUGGGACACAUUUUGUCAUUAAAUAUAGAGAAAUAGUAUUAAAUCUUCUUUUUGGCCAUCGGUUUCUAGAGUCUUUGUAUCACCGUGACCUACCCAAGUGUCUCAAAACGCACGUUUGGGAUUCGAAAUGGCACUUUUGUAAAUAUAAGGGUGCUAAAAGUUUCCCUUUUAUAUUCUUCCCCUUCGUUAGCUCUCUCUCAUUCACUGACCAAAGUAAAGAGAAACAAUGGCGUCUUCUUCUCUUGCUACAUUGCCCCAAGUCUUACCUUCCUCAUCAAUCAAACGUUCUUCUUCCUUGGCUCCUUUCCAAUCUUCUUCUUUCCUCAAAAUCAACGGUUCCACUUCCUUCAUCCCCUCCUCUAUCUCCCUCACUUCACGUGGCACAUCCUCCACGACCAUCAUCCCACGUGCUGCCGCUGCAGGAUCCGACUCUAACGAAGCCAUAGCCAACACCACCUUUCACGGUCUCUGCUAUGUCUUGAAAGACAACAUAGACACCGACCAGAUCAUCCCAGCAGGAGCCGCUUGCACUUUCCCAACGAACCAGCAAGAACGUGACGAGAUCGCUGGUCACGCUCUCUCCGGUCUCCCAGACUUCCACAAAACCCGGUACGUUGAGCCAGGAGAGAACAGAUCAAAGUACUCGAUCAUAAUCGGUGGAGAAAACUUUGGUUGCGGAUCGUCACGUGAACACGCUCCAGUUUGUCUUGGAGCAGCUGGAGCUAAAGCCAUAGUUGCUCAGUCUUACGCAAGGAUCUUUUUCCGUAACUCAGUGGCUACAGGAGAGGUGUUUCCGCUAGAGUCAGAGGUUAGAGUAUGUGACGAGUGUAAGACUGGAGACACGGUGACGAUCGAGCUGACUGAAACUGGUGGUUUGUUGACUAAUCACACAACCGGGAAAAACUAUAAUCUAAAGUCGAUCGGUGAUGCAGGACCGGUUAUUGACGCUGGUGGUAUUUUUUCUUAUGCGAGAAUGAUGGGAAUGAUUCCAUCAUUAACUUAAAUCAUCUUCCGCAACAUCGACAAUGUUCUCUGUUGUAUGCACAAGUCUCUGUUUUCGAAUAUGUGUGUUUUAGAGUUCUCUAUUUUUAACUUGUUUCUCUGUUUUGUAAUAUUGGUGUUGUUUUGUUUACCUAAAGAAUAAGAAAUCAAAAAGGUCAUUCUGUUA
This is a messenger RNA of Camelina sativa (false flax), 1258 nucleotides long. Its product is annotated as 3-isopropylmalate dehydratase small subunit 2. Lineage: Eukaryota; Viridiplantae; Streptophyta; Magnoliopsida; Brassicales; Brassicaceae. The record is from RefSeq and is a predicted model, not a curated record.